Messenger RNA from Theileria annulata, 1200 nucleotides. RefSeq lists its product as uncharacterized. Gene Ontology annotation, biological process: tRNA methylation; rRNA base methylation. NCBI's taxonomy places the organism in Eukaryota, Apicomplexa, Aconoidasida, Piroplasmida, Theileriidae. The transcript has 8 exons. Gene Ontology annotation, molecular function: iron-sulfur cluster binding; RNA methyltransferase activity. The record is from RefSeq and is a predicted model, not a curated record. The coding region runs from base 1 to 1200 and encodes 399 amino acids.
AUGGACAAAUCCACAAGGUUUAAUACCAUAGCAAAAUAUUUAAAGGAUAAUUCUGUGCCACAAUAUAGACUUUCUCAAAUUUUUAAUUCUAUAUAUCGCAAUAAAACACCUAAUUUUUUGUCCAUGUACCAUUUGCCUAAGAUACUAAGGAGUGGAUUACAUGACAAUUUCGAAGGGUCACUAUUAUCACUUAAUCCAGUAUCUGAAUCUAAUUCCGAUAGAGCUAAAAAGGUCCUGUUUCAGAAUAGUGAUGGUAGUAGGAUAGAAGCUGUUUUAUUACAUUUUAAUACACACAAAUCGCUAUGCAUAUCAGCACAAGUUGGAUGUAGUUAUGCAUGUUCUUUCUGUGCAACAGGUAAAAUAGGCCUCAAAAGGAACUUGACAGUGGAUGAGAUAACAGACCAAGUUUUAUAUUUUCAACAACUUGGACAUAAAAUAGAUAGCAUAUCAUUCAUGGGGAUGGGUGAACCACUAUCAAAUCCGAAUGUUUUUAAAUCAAUCAAUAUUUUAACUGAUAAGAGAUAUUUUGCAUUAUCACCAAGAAGGAUUAACGUGUCAACAGUAGGGAUUUUACCAGGAAUUAAAAAACUAAACAAGGAAUACCCUUAUGUUAACCUAGCUUAUUCUUUGCACUCACCUUUCACAGAAGAGAGAAAUGAAAUGGUUCCUGUAAAUUUACUAUAUCCAUUUCAAGAGGCUUAUCCACUAAUGGAUGAAAGAAUUAGGCAAACGGGAAGACGAAUAUGGAUAUCUUACAUCUUAAUUAAAGAUAAAAAUGAUACAAAAGAACACGUUGAAGAACUGAUAAACAUUAUAAAGGGAAGACCCAAAGAAGUACAAUAUCUUUAUCAUGUAAAUCUUAUCCCAUACAAUAUCGGUAUGCCACAAAUACUAGUCUUAACUCAUCAAACUACAUUUCUAUGUUUAGUCAAGUCAAUCGACAAGUAUGAAUCUACUGAACAUGACCAGUCAUUAAAAUUCGAGAAAUACCUCAGGAAGAACGGAAUAUCAUGCUCAUAUAGAAAUUACUUCGGAAGGAAUAUAGACGCAGCUUGUGGACAGCUAUUUGCAGGUAAAUAUAUCAAAAAACAUUUUUCAAUUAAUUAUUUUACCUCAGAGUACGAUCCCAUCGACCCAAGCAAACUCUUUCGGCCCAAAGUUAAUCGUACACACCAACAAACAAAAACCAAUAAAUCAUAA